AUGCUCCUGUUAGUCUGUGGCGAUAACUUUGUAGUUAUGUUUCUGGGAUGGGAGUGCGUAGGAAUCUGUUCAUUCUUACUCAUAUCUUUCUGGUUCACUCGGGUUCAAGCCACCAAAGCAGCGAUUCAAGCUAUCUUACUCAACAGAGUAGGAGACUGGUUGCUAUUGGCUGGCCUUUUUUCCCUUCUAUGGGUUUCUGGGUGCUUAGAUUUUGCUACAAUAUUUGUAUUGGCUCCUUACAUUAACGGAGACCUGGUAACACUCUCAGUGUUGGCUCUCUUAGCAGGGGCAAUUGCCAAAUCAGCCCAAUUCGGCCUCAAUGUUUGGCUUCCUAAUGCGAUGGAGGCACCCACUCCUGUGUCCGCUUUACUUCACGCAGCUACUAUGGUUACAGCAGGAGUCUUUCUAUUAAUGAGAGUAUCCCCUUUGCUGGAGUACAGCAGUACAGGAUUAGUUCUCACCCUUUGGGUAGGAACCUUGAGCGUGUUUUUAGGUGCGAGUAUUGCUUUAGUGCAAAACGACCUUAAGAGGGUUAUAGCUUACUCCACUGUAAGCCAAAUUGGUAUGAUGGUUCUGGCCAUAGGGCUCUCACAGUACAAUGUAGCCUUAUUCCAUUUAGUUAAUCACGCCUUCUUCAAGGCCUUGCUCUUCCUAUCAGCUGGUUCAAUGUCUUUGAUGGCUGUUCCUUUUUUGACUGGUUUCUACUCAAAGGACUUGAUCAUUACAGGUGGUUAUGGCUCUUAUACUCUAAGUGGUAAAGUGGCAUACUGGUUGGCUGUAGUUUCGGCUACACUUACUGCUGCCUACUCUACCCGUUUACUCUACUUAACAUUCUUGACCAACCCUCACGGCCCCAGAGCCAAUUACACUUCUGUUCAUGAGCCACCGUUAGUCAUGGCUAUACCUCUUGGAGUCUUAGCUAUAUUCAGUGUUUCUUUUGGAUUGGGUUCCCUAGUCUUGAAAAUGGGGUAUAACACUUACAAGGUCCUUGACAAAGGGGUACUGGAGCUGUUAGGACCAUAUGGUUUGGUAUGGUUAGUUACCACUAUAUCUUCACGUGUCGCUUCUCUCGAUUCAGGCUACAUCCCUCACUAUGCUCUUUACAUGAAUGGUGACAGUGCGGACCUCCAAGACACUUGGUUGACACCUUGGCAGGUUUUCUUAGGGUUUGUGAGCCCUACCUUAGACAAGACAGAGAUUGAGGUUUAUGCUCACUAUGAGGACCGGCCUGACGUCAUGAGACCUAUUCAAACUACAGUUUUUAAACUGCAAGCUCCUCUCUAUCAAAACUUACACUGGGUUAUCCACAAGGACGGGCAACUUAGGGGCUAUGCUUCUGACUCUAAGGGCAUACCCACUCGCCAACGUCUAACCAAAGAGCAAAAAACUCUGAUCGUUUUCCCUCCUCAUAUCAAAGAGGUUAUUACAGGAUUAAUUCUUAGCGAUGCCUCACUGAAAAAAGAUCAAAGAACUCCUAAUUCAAAUGCAGCACUUAAAAUUUGA
This is a messenger RNA of Entrophospora candida, 1503 nucleotides long. The record is from the annotation of a GenBank genome assembly. NCBI's taxonomy places the organism in Eukaryota, Fungi, Glomeromycota, Glomeromycetes, Entrophosporales, Entrophosporaceae.